Molecule: messenger RNA, 476 nt
Organism: Clarias gariepinus (North African catfish)
Lineage: Eukaryota; Metazoa; Chordata; Actinopteri; Siluriformes; Clariidae
Gene: syce3
Product: synaptonemal complex central element protein 3
Exons: 3
Coding region: 83-364 (93 amino acids)
Biological process (GO): reciprocal meiotic recombination; spermatogenesis; synaptonemal complex assembly
Source: RefSeq, a predicted model, not a curated record
CGGAGAAAAAAAAGCUUAUGCAAAGAUUUCCUGCAAAUUUCUCACAAAACUCACUCAUCGAAAGUUAACUUACUUUAGCAAGAUGGUUGACAAAGCUUCAUCUGGCAAGCAGUGCGAGGAUUUUGGUCGCGAAACUUUAGAACUCAGUAAAGAUUUAGAGAGGAUGACCGAGCAGAUGGAGACUAUUUCAGUGAAUCUGACGUGGAUGGCGUACGACAUGGUGGUGCUGAGGACUGACCCCGAACUCGCAAAGUCCCUCACGAGGCUGGAGAACGAAUUCCUUCAGUGUAAAGCUGUUAUCUGCGGCUUUAGACAUAUAGAUUACCAGUGUGAAGUUGCAAACCAAAAGACAGCUCAAGAGUAGACGUUAAUUAUUUACACCCCCCCCCCCCCUUUAUUUGGAGAUGCUUUAUUUUUCUUAAUGAUUAUUAUUAUUAUUUCGAUUUUAAAUGCUGGUAAGACAUUGUAAAAACACA